CGGCGGCGGCGACGAGGGGCCGCCUCCCCGCUUUCCUGCUCCUCGCGGAGGCGCUGAGCUCGACGAUGAAGCCGUAGCAGGAGCGCUCGCCGCCACCACCACACCCACCCAGUCAGCCAACCCGGCGAAAAUGGAGCUGGGGGCCGCGCUCGGGCACCAGGCGCAGCAGCGCGCCCACCACCACCAGGCCCCGUCGGCGGCAGGAGGAGGAGGAGGCGGCGGCGGCCCCUGCGCGGAGAUGUUGCAAGUAGCCGAGGAGGCUUUCCGAGGCGGGCAGUUCGCCCUGGCGGCGGAGAUCCUGAGCUCGCAGCUGGCCGAGCUGGCGCAGCCCGAGCGGGGCCUUUGCCUCCGUCAAGGGGACGCGCUGGCCCGCGCGGGGCGCAUGGCCGAGGCUCUGGAUGCUUACAGCGCCGCCGCCAGGCUGGCCCGCCUGAGGCCCGAGGAGCUGCGCGAACUGGCCGAGAGCUUCGCGCUCAGCCUCCGCGACAAAGAGCUGCGCCUGCCGCCGUGGCGGGGGCCUGGUGGUGGCGGCGGCGGCGGCGGAGCAGCAGCAGCAGCUCCGGAGGGAGACGACCCGCUGGCGGACCCGCCUUGCUGCCGACCCCCGGAGCCGCUGGGCUGCCCGGUGUGCCGCCGCCUGCUCUGCGAGCCGGUGACUUUGCACUGCGGGCACACCCACUGCAAGCGCUGCGCCCAGAGCGGCGGAGGGGAGUGCGCCCGCUGCGCCGCCCGACGCCCAGCCUCUGCCCCGGCCGCGCAGCCCCCCGCCGGUCCCCGCGUCAACGUGGUCCUGGGCAGCCUGCUGGAGAAGUGGUUCCCGGCCGAGAGCAAAGCGCGCCGGCUGGGCGCUGAAGGGGACGCGUUGAAGGAGAGGCAGGAGCUGGCGGCCGCCCUGGAGAAGUACAACCAGGCCCUGGAUCUCGCUUCCUGUAAAUGUUCGUUAAUAGCACAGCGGGCAGAACUUUGUACAGCUAUGAAGAAUUAUCAACAAGCUCUUUAUGAUGCAGAGGCACUCUGCCGAAAUAAACCCCAUUGGCCUAAGGGUCAUUAUGUGAAAGCACAAGCUCUUUCUGGAUUAGGAAGGAUUGAAGAAGCAUUGAAGGAAUUUCUUUAUUGUGUUGCCUUAAAUCCUGAGUGGAGCUCAAUGAAAAUGGAAGCUCAGAAGAUAAUGUGUGAGAUGUUUUUCCCGGCAUUUGAAAAUGUGCACGAUAAUCUAACAACACCUUUUUGUAAUCGGACCUCAUAUACAAGGUUGAAACCUGUGUUUCUAAGUAGCAUAAACACACAGUCUUCUGGAGAAGAUGGGUCAACUGCAGAGACCUCAAAGGAGGCCACCUUGAAGCUAACUAAAAACCUGUCCCAAGAGACUGAUGCAUAUCGAAGUACCGAGUCUUCUGUUUCUCAUCAUAUACUGGACUUCUCUUUUGAAGACAACAAAAAAACUUUGGGAACGGUCCUCUCCAGUCUGCCUGGCGCAAGCUUAAAAAGAAAGUUUUCUAGUGAUGGGGAUUUACAGAGCUUGGGCGUCCCUAUCAAAAUUCCUAGAAAAGAUGGAGAUGCUUCUGGCGAAAAUCCCAACUCUCUUCCCUUAACAGUGAUACCUGCAAGCCUUGUGGAUGCAUCUGAUUUUGAGUGUUCUCUUUGCAUGAGGUUAUUCUACGAACCUGUUGCUACUCCCUGUGGACAUACCUUCUGCCUCAAAUGCCUUGAACGUUGCCUGGACCAUAAUCCAUACUGUCCGCUUUGUAAGGAAAAGCUGUCUGAAUUUUUGGCUGGCCGAACUUACAAGAAGACCAUUCUUACUGAAGAAUUAAUAGUUCGUUACCUGCCAGAAGAGUUGUCUGAAAGGAAGAAAGUUUACGAAGAAGAAAUGAAGGAAUUGUCAAACCUGAAUAAAGAUGUCCCCAUCUUCGUGUGCACCAUGGCAUUCCCUACCAUUCCUUGCCCUCUUCACAUCUUUGAACCCCGCUAUCGGUUAAUGAUAAGAAGAUGUAUGGAAACUGGCACCAAGCAGUUUGGCAUGUGCUUAGCUGAUGAACUGAAAGGGUUUGCUGAUUACGGCUGCAUGUUGGAGAUCAGGGAUGUGAAGUUUUUCCCUGACGGACGUUCAGUUGUUGACACAGUUGGUGUCCGGCGUUUCAGGGUCUUGAGCCAUGGUCAGAGAGACGGGUAUAAUACUGCAAACAUCGAAUACAUGGAAGAUAAAAAGGUUGAAGGGGCAGAGUAUGAAGAACUUGUCCGCCUUCAUGAUUCAGUCUAUGAUCAAGCUGUCGCCUGGUUUACUUCUCUUAAAGACAACAUGAAAGCGCAAAUUCUGAACCACUUUGGGUCCAUGCCAGGGAAGGAGCCUGAGCCACAGAGCAACCCAAGUGGUCCAGCUUGGUACUGGUGGCUGUUGGCAGUAUUGCCACUGGAGAACAGGGCCCAGUUGGCCAUUCUUGCCAUGACUUCGCUUAAAGAUCGUCUUAUCGCCAUACGGCGUGUAUUAAUAUUUGUGACACGCAAAAGACCUAGAUGACACACCCUUAUUUGCGAACAGACACUGCAAACAAAUGGUUGUGAAUACUCCUAAGUAUUCUCAAGAGACCGACGCAUUCUUCCCUUUCAGUGAAACUGAUCUGCUCAUCUAAGCACUCACAAUUUUUUAUUUUGUUUUAAUUUUUUGCACACACUCUGCCCAGUAGUUAACCAAGCAUUCUGUGCCUCUUGUCCUGGAGAAAUCUGAGCCUCUUAGAAGUUGCGCCACAAUUGCAGCAUAGCUGAUUGCUGCAGGCAACAACUUGGAAUCGCUACAUGCAACCAACUGUCCAUUUUAUCACGGUGGGACAACUGAGUCGCAAGCCCUGAGAUGCCCCCUGAAGCCCCAAACAGCAGUUUUGAAUUCUACAUAGCAGAACUCAGAACAAACAAUGGAUUAGAGCCUGAAAAGAAACUUCAAAACAAUUCUUAGAGGUUGCCAGUUGAAGGGAAAUCCCCCAAAAUAUCCUCCAGAGGAAGAAUGCACAAGACAACAAGUGUUAAAUGAACAGGGGGCAGUCUUUUCGUCUGUAGCAUAUUGACAUAAUGAUUGAUCUGUGAAGCAAAAUGUGUUUUCCUGGACAUUCCCCUUGCAAGACAGUGUUUGACCAAAAGAGUAGCUGGUGAACAGCACUGCGGCUGAUGAUAAUACAGUAAAUCAACCCCACCUCAUCCCGUCUUUGUAACUUGCAUGCUGUGUGUAAUGGGAAAUAGUGUUUCGAUAUAUGUAUAGGAUGGUCGGGUUCCCCUAAACCGCCCCCCAAAAACUUCCUACAAAUAGAAAAAAAUAACAACCUCAGGUGACCCACGUUACAAUAUGGAAAAAAGUUACUUAUGCAUAGCGUGUUGUCAGUGGUUGUGACUUAGAUAUUGGUACGCAUGAGGAUCCUGCAGCCUCCCAUGCCGGAUGGAAUUCCCUGUGUGUGCGGGAUGUUUUUUUUGCUGCCGUUGGAGCCAUUUGAGCAUGCUGAGCUUCAUUGCUGGAUCAUGGCCAGCAUUUCUAGCAUAUAUAUAUAUAUAUAUAUA
Lacerta agilis (Sand lizard) is the source of this 3543-nucleotide messenger RNA. RefSeq names its product LON peptidase N-terminal domain and ring finger 2 (gene LONRF2). Gene Ontology annotation, molecular function: protein binding. The coding region runs from base 131 to 2518 and encodes 795 amino acids. Lineage: Eukaryota; Metazoa; Chordata; Lepidosauria; Squamata; Lacertidae. The record is from RefSeq and is a predicted model, not a curated record. The transcript has 12 exons.